Mytilus californianus (California mussel) is the source of this 1539-nucleotide messenger RNA. RefSeq names its product tyrosinase-like protein 1. Gene Ontology annotation, molecular function: oxidoreductase activity. Bases 66 to 1487 code for a protein of 473 amino acids. The record is from RefSeq and is a predicted model, not a curated record. The transcript has 4 exons. NCBI's taxonomy places the organism in Eukaryota, Metazoa, Mollusca, Bivalvia, Mytilida, Mytilidae.
UCGUAUUAUUACUACAAUAUCCAGCAGAACAGGGAGCUUCAUUUUCUUAAAAGGACAACUGCAAAAUGAAGGCCGUCUGGACAUCGUUUGUAAUAUGCAUAUGCUCUGUGAGUGUGACCUUGCAAAUCAUGGAUCCAAAUGGCGUCCCUAGCAACGGCAUCCCUAGCAACUUCGUAGAAUGUAUGGAAUAUGAAUUCAUCAUAGCAGAGGCUAAAAAUAUUUCACAAAUGGAAGUUCAAACUUUUUGUAAAGAUUUGUUAGUAAACCAGAUGGAGUCUAUGGCUGUCGAAAUGAAAAAUCCAAAUAUAACUAAUUAUAUUAAACAUCUUACAAGAGGAAUAAUAUCCGAGAUAGAAAAUGUCAAAUCUCGACAGAAGAGAAGUAUUUUCAGAUUUGGAAGCGUAAUGCGACGAGAAAUCAGAGAACCGCCAUAUGAUCAAGUAUGGGGAUGUUAUUCAAGAGGAGUCAGGCGGCUAAAGAAUAGUUAUGAUGUGAGCAAUACAAUGAAUACUUUUGACGUCAUCGCAUCUUUACACACUGGAGCUUCAAUACCAGUGGCCCAUGAUGGACCUGGAUUUUUUAGCUGGCAUAAAGCCUUUCUACGCAUCAUGGAAUUUGCAAUUGGUUGUCCAUUACCUUACUGGGAUACAACAUUAGACUUUCCUAUGACCGACCCCACUCAGUCAAUUGUCUGGUCUUCAAAAUAUUUUGGUAAUGGUUAUGGUGCGAUUACCACCGGACCUUUUGCCAACUUACCUGGACAAAUACAAGCGAUAAGAAACAUAAAUAACGACGGAUGGUUAAUGUCUAGACAAGAUAUACAAAUGGCGCUUUCUAAACCCAGUUAUUACGAAUUCACCGAACCAUCACCUUGUUACAAUGGAAAUCGUAAUGCUUACAGUAUGGAAUGUUUACACGAUGGGACGCAUGUCUGGAUAGGUGGCACUUCUGAGCCAACUGCCACAGCUGCCUUUGAUCCUGUAUUUUAUCCUUUUCAUGCUUUUGUUGAUAAAGUAUUUGGAUUAUUUAGAAGGAGAAUGCUACAAGAAGGAAAUGCAGCUUAUCCCGACAAACAGAUAACAGGACAUGCACCUAGAGACCGAAUGGUAUUUUAUAACACUUUUCCUGGCAUAGAAUCUGUAACACAUGAAGAUGGGUAUGGGGAAAAUAUAGAUCAACUAGUUAGCUACACCUCUACUCCGUCAUGCCCUUCUUGUGCUAGAAGUGAUGACCUAUAUUGUGAUACCAGACAAAAUAUUUGCGUCUCAAGGACAAGACAAGGACAACAAAGAAUGGCCGUAAACCGAGUACCAGUGCGCAGAAAUGGUGGUAUUGAAACUGCUGAAAUAAUGGAGCCCGAUAGUCCUGUUCGUGUUGAGAGAAUCAUUAACCGCUUUGGUGCAUUACCAAUUCGCGGGCGAAUGUUUGGACCAGUGGGAAUGAGAGACAGACGAACGAGAGGCAUUUCCAUGAGAUUUAUGUCUUAAUAUAUAAGUAAAUAACUGAAUAAAUGAUAUAAUAAUUAUAAUGAUAAGGAAA